CUUAUGACAAUCAUUCACUGCCGAGGAUCACGUCAGUGUCUCUCCUCAUAUUGUUUGCGAUGAUAAACUGUUUGAUUGCUAGUGAGGCAAACCCUCCCCCUCCUUCCUUGAAAUUGCAAAAUCACACGGAACUCUCCAAAUCAACACGCUCCCUUAUAAAUCUGCGAGCUGUCGCAGUCUAGCCGGAGAGAACAUCCGCACAAAAUGUCUGAGAUUCGUCAAACCCCCAUGAUCACUGCGCCAAAGAAGAUUCAAGGCAGGAGAAAGCCUUGGACACAACGUCAUCAACAAAAGCGGGCUGCUGAUUUGAUAACAAGAGAGCCCCAGGGCGCGGCAGAGUUAGAGAGCGUCGCAGGAUCCGAAGCCCAAAUCACCUUCAACAUGCCGCCUCAAGCCUCAGAGAUUACUCAGCGCAGAGCGAGUGUCCAGAUACUCACCCCUCCUACUAUUUCCGUCGAAUGGUCCUCAACCCAGAGUUGCCCACCCCCUGAGGUCGGCAAUGUCCAAGUCACAGCUGGCCCAGAGCCCGCGACACCUGAGAACACCAAAGCCGCAUCCCAGCACAACAAUCCGACUCAAGAAACUGUAAAGACCACUUCGCAGACCACACCAAGAACCACUUUCGAUCGCGAUCCCACAGUCCCUAGUCGUACAGCAACAACUUCUGUAAGCACCGUUUCCAGCACAAGCCAACACCAAAUCUUCACCACGCUUGCCGACCAUCACUUCUUCGUUCCACCAAACGCUUCUCUCAAUACCUCCUCGCUCAUCCUGUUCAAACACAACACUCCAUCUCUCGAACGUUUCCGCCUCCUUCACAACCAGUUGUUCAUCGAGCUAGGCCGCGUGGUUGAAGAGCAGCUACAACCUUCAUUGAACCCGAAGACCAACGCCGAAGCAUACAGUCAAAGAGAGGAGAUCAUGCUGGGACUGCUCAUCGACGUAGUGCCAGCCUUGAACCACCUCACCGAGACUAUUGGAAAGGAGGUCAAAUCGGGCAUUCAAAAGCACAGAGCAGGAUUGAGAUUAUGGGUUGGAGAGAAAGAGAGAAGCCCCAAGUGAUCGGGGUUGCUAUUCCUUCGAGUGUCGAUUGUAGUCAGAUGUCAUCUCGACCCUUUCAUGAGCCGAGUGCAUACCUUGACGAGUACUGACAGGCAGGAGACGCCAAGUUGAUGCGCGCUGCAAGACACUUUGCAGAGGAUUCCAGCGCUUUGUCUGGAGAGUCCGAACCAGAGGUAGAUAAUGUGCUCACAGCCAACCCUCCAUAUAUCGGACUUGGUUGUGUAUGGCGAGCAGGCUU
This is a messenger RNA of Aureobasidium pullulans EXF-150, 1300 nucleotides long. RefSeq lists its product as uncharacterized. The record is from RefSeq and is a predicted model, not a curated record. Bases 205 to 1062 code for a protein of 285 amino acids. NCBI's taxonomy places the organism in Eukaryota, Fungi, Ascomycota, Dothideomycetes, Dothideales, Saccotheciaceae. The transcript has a single exon.